Molecule: messenger RNA, 651 nt
Organism: Paramecium octaurelia
Lineage: Eukaryota; Ciliophora; Oligohymenophorea; Peniculida; Parameciidae
Source: the annotation of a GenBank genome assembly
AUGGAUUAGGGAUGGGAAGUAAGUGAAGAACACUACUUAGAACAUUUAAUGUAAAACCCUCUAUUUUUAAAGAGGUAGGGAUCUUAAUAAAUUGAUAAGCCUGCCAUUUUGGCAUCUUAAGAAUCACCGAAAACAAGAAUGAGAUUUAGAACAACUUCAAUGGCAAAAUUGGAUGAGAGCAGCAAGCCUAAUUCUCCUAACAAGAAGCCAGUUAUGGAACCAUAAGUAAAAGUAGACUCCCAAAUCAAAUAAUAGCAGUCCUCAAUGAUAUUGAAAACACCUAUAAGAUAGCAAAAAUUUUAAUUAUAUCCUCAGAAGAUAUCUCUUCGGUCGACCCUAUUUUAAACUCCCUUGGAGGAGAGUAGUCCAAUAAAACUGGGGAGAACACUUUAGCCAAAAUAAUUUAAUCCUGUAUUAUAGAAUAUCAAUGACAUUCAUUACAACGGAAUGAAAGGGUAAACUAGAUCAGUGAAGAGUGCUUCAAUGAGCAAUCUUUUAAAUAAUGAUGAGCGUAUAAUGUAAAAGAAGAGAUUGGAAGAUUUCGUCUUCAAAAUUAGGCCACAAAGAAAUGCUAGUAUUCUGUAUGUGAACUCUUAGAGCUCUCUCCAGACUACUACAGAUGAUAUUGUACUUAGAAAAAUCUAAAAAUGA